Messenger RNA from Lachancea mirantina, 384 nucleotides. The record is from the annotation of a GenBank genome assembly. NCBI's taxonomy places the organism in Eukaryota, Fungi, Ascomycota, Saccharomycetes, Saccharomycetales, Saccharomycetaceae.
AUGCCAUACCCAAAAAUAUCUAUCCGUUUCUGCAUAAAAUGCAAGUGGAAUUUAAGGAGUGCUUGGUAUUUGCAAGAGCUUCUACAAACUUUUGGUGAGCAGAUCGGUGAAAUAUCGCUAAUUCCUGGGGAGACUGGAGAGUUUGGUGUCGAGGCACUCAAGACAGAGGAUGGGCCCUUGUUGAAGCUGUGGGAUCGCAAGGUGGACGGGGGGUUCCCGGAUAGUAAGUACCUGAAGAAAAAAGUCAAAGAAGGCCUCUUCGAUGAUCCAGAUGGCAGUCCAUUUCGCGUGGGGGAACAUAUUGAAAGAGAUGCCGCUAACAAGACUUUAGUAACUGAUCAAUGUGACAGCGGAAAAAGCUGCCUUGUGUGUCAGGAAAAUUGA